Corylus avellana is the source of this 1296-nucleotide messenger RNA. The record is from RefSeq and is a predicted model, not a curated record. Lineage: Eukaryota; Viridiplantae; Streptophyta; Magnoliopsida; Fagales; Betulaceae.
CGUAUUUCCAAACACAAACCCCGUGACUUGAUUUUCCCGGAAAAUAGCCUUUUCGAGAAAAUCUCGCGAUGGACUCUCCUCCUGACCCGGCAGACGAGUUCCGCAACUGGCUGGAGCUGCCCCGGGACGUGACGGCGUCGAUCCUGCUGAGACUGGGCGCCGUCGAGAUCCUGACGAGCGCGCAGAGAGUGUGCUCGCCGUGGCGCAAACUCUGCAAGGACCCGUCGAUGUGGCGUGCCGUCGACAUGCGCAACCCCGACAACAAAUGGGAGGACUACGAACUAGAACUAGAGUGGAUGUGCCGCGACGCCGUCGAUCGCAGCUGUGGGCAGUUGAUCGAUAUCAACCUCGAGAACUUCGGCACCGACGAGCUCCUCAGGCACAUUGCUGACAGUUCAAGUCAGCUCAAACGCCUGGGACUUGUAAGAUGCUUUAGUAUUUCAGAUAAGGGAUUGAGUGGAGUGGCUGCAAAACUUCCAUUACUAGAGGAGCUUGCCAUUUCGUACUGUUCAUUGUCAAAAGAAGCUCUGGAAGCUGUGGGCCGUUGUUGCCCUCUUUUGAAAUCACUAAAUUUCAACAUCCGGUGGCACAUGAGGAAUGGAGAUUAUGAUGGGGAGGCAGUUGCUAUUGCAGAGAACAUGAGUGAAUUGCGCCGCCUCCAGCUUUUCGGAAAUAAGGUGACUAAUGAGGGUUUGCAGGCCAUCCUUGAUGGUUGUCCUCACCUUGAAUCGCUUGACCUACGCCGAUGUUUGAAUCUCACUCUGGCAGGGGAUUUGGGAAGAAGAUGUGCUCAACAGAUUAAACACUUGCGUCUUCCCCAUGAUUCCACUGAUGACUAUGAAUUUAAUGAUUAUUGUUCUGUUGUUGACGUAUCUGGUGGCAGCGUUGUCUCCGACGACGACUACGACUACGAAGAAUACGGCCACGUCGACAUUGAAUAUUUUGAAGCCUACGAUCACCCCGACAACCAAUGAUGGAGGUAUACCGGCCACCCCCAACUCAUAAGGAAAAAAGGAAAAAUAAAAUAAAAAUUGAAGGUAACAAAAAAUUUAUAAGGAAUUACUUUUAUUUUUAUUUUUUUAUUUUUUGCAUAUCGGCCUCUAGCAACACAAUUUAUGGACCUUCAGCCCCUGCCCAUACUAAACUCUGCCUACAUCGAUCCUUACCAACAACGACGAAGAUUCUAGGAUCGGGGUUUUUACUUUGAGCAGCAUAAAUGGAAUGAUUCUGAUGUUGUACCCAACUCUUCUUUUCCAAUAUUUUGAAUGUUUAAUAUUAGUAUUAUAUUGACUUUUA